Messenger RNA from Hypoxylon fragiforme, 1866 nucleotides. RefSeq lists its product as uncharacterized. The coding region runs from base 278 to 1702 and encodes 474 amino acids. The record is from RefSeq and is a predicted model, not a curated record. NCBI's taxonomy places the organism in Eukaryota, Fungi, Ascomycota, Sordariomycetes, Xylariales, Hypoxylaceae. The transcript is spliced from 2 exons.
AUUGAUGUCAAUCAAAGAAAGAAAGAGUGAGUAGUUAAGUUGUUUACUCCUUCAAUAGAAAAUGAUGAAUUUCAUGAUUUGACUCCCAUCUCUUGUGCUUUUCUCAAAGGUUGCUUAUUACCUUUAUUAAUUGCGAACUGUGAAAUACGGCGUUGGUUUAUCGAGGAUGGAAGUACAUCGCCAAGCUCCCAACGCGACACGCGACAUCCGCAUCAUCACCGUCACUGGCUUCUGACGUAGCUUUCGGUAGUGGGAUUAUGGGAGCCUGGUCAUCAUCAUGGCGCCACCACCUCCUCCUCUUCCACCAACUACGCCCACGCCUCAUCGCUUCCUAGUGCCCAGGAGGUCACAGCAGCAACAGCAACAGCCUAGGCAGGAAAUCCCCAAGGCUUUCCAUAGUGGCGGACAACAGUUCCAGGCUACGCCAAGGUUCUCUCUUCAUUCCACGCCUAGAGGGUCAGCGGGAAGCCGGCCGUCAUCGUCAUUUCGGACUCCCGUCUCCGCAUCCGCAUCCACUAAGACCGGAGUUGGUUCCGGAGUAAGGGAGAGAACAGGGGCAGCCGUCUUUUUUCGUCCGACGCAGCGCACCACUGACCCAAUCAACGAUAUCAUCGACAGCUCGCCACCGUUUGCCGAGCAGCAGCGAUCUAGUAGUAGUAAUGCCUUGCAUGAUCCUAUUGAACAUGACGAUGCUAGGCUAGAGAUAUACGAAUAUCACAGCGAUAAUGACGAUAAAGGUGAUGAUGAUGAAUAUGAUGAGCUUGAUGCAAUACCCGAGUCCUCGCCACCACGAGCUAGCACUGCCCGCUACGGCAGCGAAGGCGAUGACUACGACGAUGACCUAAGAGACCGCGCCCCGAAGCGUCGGCGCAUCUCGAUAUCCUCCGACUGGGACGUCGACGAGCUCUCACACCAGCACGAUGGCGAGAGCGGGAGCGUGCUGGGCGAUCUUGCUAUACGUGAUGACGACGAUGGCGGACAGACGGACAUCGACAUGAUACGGUCUUCCCCGCUUGACCGUAGGCCAGGAGACCAUCUUUCUACUGAAGAAGACGAGAAUAAGGAUGAGGAUGAAGAUGAAGCUAACGACACCCUCCCCAAACCCCCACCACCAGCAGCCCCGCAACCCAUUUUCCAGAAAGCCCCGCGCUUCAAGCCCGCCGAGGCAUCCGACAGUUCGCACCACCACGGCAGCGGCGGCGGCGACCCACUUCCCGACGCCUUCUCGCCGCACCGCAGAGGCGCCAAGUACACCCCCGGCGGCCUGGCGGCUGAAGUCCGUGACUGGUUCGUCGACGUCUGGGCUGGUGCUACUACUGCUGCUACUACUACGAGUGCUGCGACUUCAAAUGCAACUACUAUCGGCACGAGGAGGGAUGGUGGGGACUGGAUCGCGAGGGUCAUUGUGGACGAGGUGAGGGGGGCGUCGGGGAUGAUGCUCGUUACGGGACGGUAUUGCGUGGAUGGUGUAGAUGGAGACGGAGACGGAUAUCAUGGUGAUGGUGGUAGUGGGAGGGAAGAAGAAGUGCAAGUGAGGAGUGUAAGGGUCGUGCUCGCGGGUAGUCAGAGGCUGAGUGGGCUGGAAAAGAAGCAGGAAGUAAAAGCUGGCGCGGUGAUAGGGGUAGGGAGGCCAACUUGGGAGGUUUCUCUGCAAGAACAGGGGCGCUGGGGGGUUGUAUGUGAGUGGGCUGUGUUGAAGUGAGAUGAGUAGACAAUAGGCAUUUCAGGUACAAUACAAUGCCUAUAUGAGCCUACAUCAUUGAUGUAUGCAGUUUCAGUAUGCGCUGAUGCAUAGAUACCCUACAUAAUGCUGCGUAGGUAAUACUAUGUGAAUACGUACAAUCUAUUGGCUUUUCAUUUCCUUCA